Penicillium chermesinum is the source of this 1377-nucleotide messenger RNA. Its product is annotated as WKF domain-containing protein. The record is from RefSeq and is a predicted model, not a curated record. The coding region runs from base 1 to 1377 and encodes 458 amino acids. Lineage: Eukaryota; Fungi; Ascomycota; Eurotiomycetes; Eurotiales; Aspergillaceae. The transcript has 2 exons.
AUGGCAACAACAGAUUCUUCAAAGUCACCCCGGCCAGAAAAAAAAGAGCGCUCAAAGCGCAAGUCUGCCCUAGAAGAGAACCUCGACAUGUCCGACGAAUCAAUCCCUACUCUGAAAGGGACCAAAAAAAAGCGAAAGCCCGAAUCCGAAGAAGACGACGGUCUCUCGACCAAAAAACGCCGGCACACCAAAACCCGCGAAAGCGACGACGACCUCCCCAAAAGGGAAUCCAAGAAGCGCGUCUCCUUCGGCGCAGGCACAAAAGACAACGAUGGCUCUCAGCCCAGCGACAGCUCUGACGAAGCAGACAAUGAAGCCGACGACAGCAGCGACACGGUGACGAACGCGGAAGACUCGGAGGCCCGCGCAGACAACGAGAAGGCGCUGGAGGAAAUGCGCAAGCGCAAGCGCGAGAAGAAGAAGGAGCGCAAGAAUAAAGCGCCAGACUCAUCAGCCCAUAUCCAUGAGACGCCUAUUCUCUCGUACCUGACACACUACUACCGGGGUCGAGCGUCGUGGAAAUUCCAGAAGAAUCGGGAGACGAAUCUGUUCAAGCAUCUUUAUUCGGCGGAGCAUGUGCCGGCACGCUAUAAUGCGCCGCUUUUGACGUACUUGCAGGGCUUGAAGGGUGAUGCCGCAAAGGCGCGGUUGAGGGAGGGGGCUGUGGAGGUUGCUAGGGCUGAUGUGGAGGCCGGGGAGAAAGCUGGAGCUGAUGAUGAGUACCAAGAGGCUGUGGAUACGUUCCGGAGUGCUUUGCCUGCAGGAGGAGAGGAGUUGAAUUCGCUUGGAUUGGCUGAGGGUUUGAGCGCGGACAAACGCACUCGUCUUCAGAAACGACUACGGGCUGAGCUGGUAUUCUUUGCUGUUACGGCCGAGCUGUUCAACAUGGAGGCUGCUCGGCCGAAGAAGGUCGAGGCUAAGCCUGAGCCGGUCACUAAGAAGCGGAAGAACCGGACUGCUGUGAUUGAUGUCUCAAGUAGCAGCGAAGACGAGACGUCUAGUUCCGGGUCCAGCGACAGUGGCAGCGAUAGUAGCAGUGACAGUAGCAGCGACAGCGACGAGGAUGGUGAUGAUUCUGCUACUCCUGCUACUCCUGCGAUAAAGGGAAAUACUGAUACAGACGAGACUUCUUCAUCAGAGAGCAGCAGUGACGACGACGCCGCAGCCCCGGCUCCUGCUCCCACACCGGCACCUGCUCCGAAGAAAAUACUCUCUAAAAAGGAGCAGCUCAAAGAGAAGAAGAAAGAAGAAAAGAAAUUGAAGAAGCAGGCCGCGCAGGCCGCUCAGCCUGCCCCGGCCAAGAACAAGAAAACGCAAAAGCGGAAGCUUCGAACUGCCCAAAUCGAGAUCUCCAGCAGUGAGAGCGACAGUGAUUAG